Molecule: messenger RNA, 2217 nt
Organism: Drosophila ficusphila
Lineage: Eukaryota; Metazoa; Arthropoda; Insecta; Diptera; Drosophilidae
Gene: Vps45
Product: vacuolar protein sorting-associated protein 45
Exons: 3
Coding region: 72-1796 (574 amino acids)
Biological process (GO): vesicle-mediated transport; intracellular protein transport
Cellular component (GO): Golgi membrane
Source: RefSeq, a predicted model, not a curated record
CCCACAUCUAUCCCAUCUGUUUGCGAAAAAACAUUAUUCCUUGGAAUUUCACUGUAAAUUAGUUAGCAAUUAUGAAUCUGAUAAGCGGCAUAAAGUUGUACAUUGAAAAGAUGUGCUCCGAAUCGGGUCCGGGUAUGAAAAUCAUUCUACUGGACAAGGAGACAACCAGUAUAAUUUCCAUGGCCUUUAGCCAAUCGGACAUGCUGCAGAGAGAGGUGUAUUUAUUCGAACGUCUGGAUUCUGGCAGAUCUAACGAACGGUUAAAGUACCUUAAGUGCAUUGUCUUCAUUCGACCCACCAAGCAGAAUAUCCAGCUCUUGGCGAACGAACUAAGGAACCCAAAAUACAGUGCCUACUACAUAUAUUUCAGCAACAUUAUACCCCGAACGGAUAUUAAAUACCUGGCAGAAUGCGACGAAUCCGAAUCGGUGCGGGAGGUAAAGGAGCUGUACGCGGAUUACCUGUGCGUCAACCCCAAUUUGUUUUCCUUGGGUAUUCCGAACUGCAUGGCAAACUUAAACUGGCUGCCGGAUGCACUGUCCCGAAGCAUGCAGGGUAUCACAGCCGUGCUGUUGUCCCUGAAACUAAAUCCAGUGAUUCGGUAUCGAGCCGGCUCCCAGGCAGCCCAGCUCCUGGCUAAGCUGAUUUACGAACAAAUCACCAAGGAGUCCUCCCUGUUCGACUUUCGGUCAAAUAUGGAUGGUGCUGCACCACCACUGCUCCUCGUGCUGGAUCGCAGAGAUGACCCAGUAACGCCUUUGCUUCACCAGUGGACCUACCAAGCCAUGGUCCACGAACUGCUCCACAUCAAGAACAAUCGAUUGGACCUCUCCAAUCGCCCGAACGUACCAAAGGACUUCAAGGAGCUGGUUUUAUCCGGCGAUCAGGAUGAGUUCUAUGGCAACAACAUGUACGCCAACUAUGGCGAAAUUGGAUCUACGAUUAAGCAACUGAUGGAGGAGUUUCAGCGAAAGGCCCACGACCACAAAAAGGUGGAGAGCAUAGCGGACAUGAAGAACUUCAUUGAGUCGUAUCCGCAGUUCAAAAAGAUGUCCGGAACAGUUCAAAAGCAUUUGUGCGUAAUUGGCGAACUUUCGGCAAUGAGCAAUAAGCGAAAUCUUUUCGAGGUUUCUGAGCUGGAGCAGGAGAUCGCCUGCAAAGCGGAGCAUUCAGCUCAGCUGCAGCGCAUCAAGAAACUGAUAGCGGACGAACGGGUUUCCAUCGAGGAUGCCCUUAAGCUAGUAUCACUCUACGCCCUGCGGUAUGAGCGACAUGCCAAUUGUGACACAUCCGGUUUGCUGCAGAUCAUCAAAACUCGCGGCGGACAUGCGGCUGUGGUGCCUUCUCUGAUUGAGUAUGCUGGAACUCAUGUUCGCCAGGGUGACCUGUUCAACAUGGUCCGCAUUACAGAUGCCGUCAAGCUGACCCGCAAUCUGAUCAAAGGCCUCAAGGGAGUCGAAAAUGUAUUUACCCAACACACGCCACUGCUAAAGGAGACCCUCGAGGAUGUGUUCAAGGGCCGCGAGCUGGAUCCCCUCUUUCCGGCAAUAAAUUCUGAGCUUGUGCCAUUCCGACGACCACCGCAGGAGGUUGUUGUCUUCAUAAUUGGUGGAGCCACUUACGAGGAGGCUUUGGCUGUACACCAAUUAAAUAACGCUGGAUACAGGGUUAUCCUUGGCGGCACCACCAUUCAUAACUCGCAAACCUUUAUACAAGAGGUCCUAGCCGCCACUAGUGGCAUCCAAUUUAAGCACACCAAAUCCAUGAUCAAGUAUUGCUCCACAGAUAACAUUUAAAACGAAUUGUGACUAGCCACAAUUAUAUUGUUAACUAUUUAUUAAAUAAGGAUGUAUGAAUGUAUGUGCUAAUCGAUCCUGCUUUCAAUUCCAUUUAAAAUUUUUUAAAUGUUAAGUUUCCUUAAUAUCUCCCCUUUUUACUUGAAGCAUAUUUUUGUUACCUUGUAAGCAUUAAGAUGGUAAGCAUUUCAAGUAAAGAAGGAGUUCUGUUUUUGGAAACGAAAUUUUGCAUUAAUAAUGAGCUAAUUCCGUGCACUAUAUCCAUUGAAAUCCCCUGAACUAUAUAAUCCUUUAAGCGUAUUCCAUGUAAUAUAUGUAUACUUAUAAUCAUAUUUAUUUUUAUUGUUCUCGAGAGGAACCCAAGGCAACGCCUUUAGACAAAAUCUAUUAUAUAUACUAAUAAAAGUGUACUGAAACCCCA